Messenger RNA from Pleuronectes platessa (European plaice), 1059 nucleotides. RefSeq names its product neuropeptides B/W receptor 2b (gene npbwr2b). Gene Ontology annotation, cellular component: neuron projection; membrane. NCBI's taxonomy places the organism in Eukaryota, Metazoa, Chordata, Actinopteri, Pleuronectiformes, Pleuronectidae. The record is from RefSeq and is a predicted model, not a curated record. Gene Ontology annotation, molecular function: neuropeptide receptor activity; neuropeptide binding. Gene Ontology annotation, biological process: neuropeptide signaling pathway.
AUGCAGUUUGUCUACCUGCAGCAGCGGGUCCACUCCCCCCAGCCUGAGUGUGAGCGAGAGUCUGAGCGAGAGUGUGAGCGAGAGUGUGAGCGAGAGUACUUCUACUCUCUCACCUCAGGGAACCGCUCGGACCUGAACUGCACCGUCCCCUCUGAGUUCUAUCUGUACGCUGACCUCUACAUCCUCAUCCCCAUCAUCUACUCGGUGAUCUGUGCCGUGGGACUGACGGCAAACACGGCGGUGAUCUACGUGAUCCUCAAAGCUCCGCGGAUGAAAACGGUCACCAACAUGUUCAUCCUGAACUUGGCCAUCGCGGACGACUUGUUCACGUUGGUUCUGCCGAUCAACAUCGCCGAGCACCUGUUGCACCACUGGCCUUUCGGGGAGGUUCUGUGCAAAGUCAUCCUCAGCAUCGAUCAUUACAACAUCUUCUCCAGUAUCUCCUUUCUGACGGUGAUGAGCGUCGAUCGCUACCUGGUGGUCCUGGCGACAGUGAGGUCCAAGCGAAUGCCUUACCGCACCUACCGAGCAGCCAAGAUCAUCUCGCUGUGCGUCUGGAUCCUCGUCAUCCUCGUGGUGAUGCCCUUCACCGUGUUCGCCGGCGUCUACGAGAACCCACACGACGAGAGGAGAGCCUGCGUGCUCAGCUCCCCAGCCCCGAGAGGCUGUGGUUCAAAAGCCAGCCGCAUCUACACCCUCAUCCUGGGCUUUGCCAUCCCGGUGUCUACCAUCUGCAUCUUAUACACCAUGAUGCUCUACAAGCUGAGGAACAUGCGCCUCAACAGCAACGCCAAGGCACUGGACAAGGCCAAGAAGAAAGUCACCAUCAUGGUGUUCAUAGUUCUGGCCGUCUGCUUGUUCUGCUGGACCCCGUUCCACCUCAGCACCAUCGUGGCCCUGACCACGGACCUGACCACCACGCCCCUGCUGAUCGGAAUCUCUUACUUCAUCACCAGCCUGAGCUACGCCAACUCCUGCCUCAACCCGUUCCUCUACGCCUUCCUGGACGACAGCUUCCGGAAAGCCUUCAAGAAGAUGCUGGAGUGUAAACCGGCCUGA